GCCUCGAAGAAACCGAGUAGGAUGGCACUUGGCGGAGGAGACUGAAAGCCCGUUUGCAUAAAACCCCCAUUCACUUUGUGGGAUUUCGGUGCGAGCGUCCGCGACGUGACAAAUUUUCGAUAUGCGCCUUCCAUUUGGACAUCCAUCUAGCGAACCGAGAGAGGCAAAGAGCCCUUAUCUUUCUUCCCCACCCUGAUCUCCCUCUGAUACCCUAAACGAACGUUUUAUAAAAGUGAACAACGCGUGAGAGUCUCUUCAGGAUAUCAAGACUGAACAUCUUCGAAUUCCGUCGAAUAAAUUCCCGUCUCGCUUAAUAACUGAGGCUCUAAUGACGACAGUCUUAUCUCUGAUCCAGCAAAUUGAUGUUCCAACGAUUCCCGAUGCAGGCAAUCCUGGAAUGCCCUGGUAAAUUGUUCCUGAAGACAAACGGUCUCUCGGGGAAGGAGGCUCGCAAACGCGGGAACAAUCGCUAAAUCAUGCGUCGAUUUAAGACGACGGAAAAAGGGUGAAGAAGGAACGGAGGAAGGGCUCUCGAAUUUUAAGUUGAAAGCAGAGGCUACGCUUGUUAGAGUCCCGUGAAAUUAAGUCCGCUUAACGAGUACGAGCCGGGGAAAAUUUAACGAGCCCGCCGUCAAGUCGACUCCGCGAAUUUCACAGCCACGCUUUUCCCUCUGUUUUCCUCCGAGGAAAAAGAGGUAAAAGUAAAAGUGAACAGCAGCUGGCACGUUCGAGCCGGACGACCGCGAGAAACGUUGACGAAGAUCGGUUUUUUAACGUCUCUCCUCAUGCAGAGGAUGAUGCAGAGGAUUGAAAAAAAGCUUUUAAGAUCUUGAUUAGAAGCUUCCGAGAAGAUUCAACCUAGCUUUUCUUUUAUACAAGUCUUUAAACGUUUCGUUAAUUAACCCGCUAAUUGUCGACGCUGAAAAUUUAUAAUAUGUUUUUAUCCGAACGACUAAUUUUCUAUGAAGAAAAGAACAGACUACCAUUGGAAGUAGAAGACGUCGUAGAAAGUUCGAGAACAACUUUUUGCACACGUGUACAAAGAAAAAUCGACGAAGAAAGACGAAAGGACUUCUGAAGACAACUUUCGAUGAAGCCUCUGAUUUAUCUUCGAGUUUUAAUCCUCUGAUCUAUACAGUGCAACUUUUGCAUACAAAGAUCAAUAAAAAUAAAAAUUUCUAAAUGAUCAAAAAUAUUCCCAUCCUUUCGUGUCUAAUACUAGGAUUCAAGGACACUUUUGACCAUCUUAUCCUGCUAUACCCGUUCGUAUCAGCCCAUUUCCAAUGAAAUCCAUCAUCCAAGAUACGCUGUGCAAAGGAAGCACAUUUCGAAACCGGAAGCUCACCUCGCCACGGAUGGCCGGUACAUGUGUCCUUAAGGGUCGACGAGAACCGGAAGCGAUAUAAGGGUCGGAAAUGGUGGAAAUCUCAAACGGUGCGUGUCGCGUAGGGUUCGUUUUUCCGGGUGGACUGUCGGUGGAAAUAAUACGCUUCCGGUCGUUGACUUUGAUCGAUAACGUGUUCCGGUAAUCCGUGUUCGUCCACCCUCCUCCCCUGAACCUGACGCAUUAAUAUCGAGAUUGUGCUUACGCGUACGCCAGGCGGAAAUCGAGCAGAGAUAAACCAGGACAUCGGACCUGGUCAAUUCCGGCGAGGAAUCGUCCUGUACAACCCUGGAAACUCGAGGGUUGGAGAUGCUCGAGGGAAGGAUGGACGAAACUAGCAUCGGGAGGGGUCUGGUCAUCGAUAAUGCAUCCGAGAAAGCGGACAGAUAACUUGGUCGUUUCAUCGCCGGAGGCAGUGUUCGAGGUGGUAGGAGCGUGUGUAGAAAUGGACGAGCAUGCUCGUGGACGUAGCUGGUCCAGAUAGCCACGGAUGGCCUAAUCGUCGACGAUCUUUUUCUAUCUUCCAUCAAACGGACAUAAACAACAGAUCCUCGCUAUAUCCUUCGUAAAGCUGUAGCCUUAGAGGCCUAGACUGUCCCAGUCGAAGAGCGACUUUAAAGACCAAACACCUAACAUACCGGGUGCAGAGGUUCUUGCGAAGAAACAGCAUGAGAUGCGAUCUUCGUGGUCGAGCGAGUCCGAAACCUUAUAGUUAGAUAGUCCAAGCCGGCUAAAAUGAGCCAUCCUCUCGGACGGAUGCUGGUGCUGCUAUUGUCGCUGCAACAGCUCUCCGUCGUCAUCCAAUCCAAGGUGCACACAGAACGGGAAGCUGUCCUGAUACCCGGCGACAUCGUUCUGGGCGGGUUAUUCCCGGUUCACGAGAAAGGAGGCUCUUCGUGCGGGCCAAAUGUGUACAAUCGUGGGGUACAGCGUCUGGAGGCGAUGCUGUUCGCCGUUGAUCAGAUCAACAGGAAUAAGACGUUACUUCCAGGAAUCACUUUAGGUGUGCACAUACUGGACACCUGCGGUAGGGAUACUUAUGCCCUCAAUCAGAGCCUCCACUUCGUCAGGGCAUCCUUGUCCAAUUUGGACAUCAGUGUGCUGGAGUGCGCGGACAAGUCUGUGCCAAGGGUGAAGAAGACUGCUACUGCCGGGCCGAUUUUCGGGGUCAUUGGUGGUUCUUACAGCUCGGUAUCUCUUCAGGUGGCUAAUUUGCUCAGGCUGUUCCAUAUACCCCAGAUAUCGCCUGCGUCCACUGCCAAGGCACUCAGCGAUAAAACCAGGUUCGACUACUUCGCGAGAACGGUGCCUCCGGACACCUUCCAAUCGAUCGCGUUGGUGGACGUGGUGAAGAGCGCCAACUGGUCCUACGUCUCGACCGUAUACUCAGAGGGUAGCUACGGGGAAUAUGGGAUCGAGGUGUUCACCAGGGAAGCGACAGAGAGGAACGUGUGCAUAGCCGCUGCGGAGAAGGUGCCCAGUGCAGCGGACGACCGCGUAUUCGACGACAUUAUCCUAAGAUUGAGUAAGAAGCCAAACGCGAGGACCGUGGUGCUAUUCACCCGGGCAGAGGAUGCCAGAGGGAUCCUGGAGGCUGCGAGAAGAUCGAACCUGAGCCAAUCGUUUCAAUGGCUGGCCAGCGACGGCUGGGGUCGUCAGAUCAAGCUUGUCGAGGGUCUCGAGGAGGAGGCUGAAGGUGCGAUCACUGUGGAGCUUCAAUCGAAGAACAUACCAGGCUUCGACGAGUACAUGGCCUCGUUGACGCCCGAUACCAAUCGACGGAACCCUUGGUUCAGCGAGUACUGGGAGGAGGUUUUCAACUGCGUCCUUAGGAAAAAUCUCAUGGCCAAUCCGAACGCGACGGUGUGCUCGCCGCUGCUUAGGCUAACCACGUCGACGGGUUACGAGCAAGAAUCUAAGGUGCAAUUCGUCGUGGACGCAGUGUACGCGUUCGCGAUAGCUCUCCACAAUUUAAAACAGGACAUGUGUGUGAAAAUCGAGGGUCUGUGCUCUACGAUGGCCAACUACGACCGGGGUUCCUUCUACAGGAAUUACCUGCUGAACGUGUCCUUUGAAGAUGAAGCCGGUAGCGAGGUGAAAUUCGACGAACACGGAGACGGUCUGGCACGCUACGAGAUCCUCAACUUUCGGAAAUCAGACCAGAACGGGACUAAUGGAUACCAUUAUCGGGUGGUAGGUAAAUGGUCCCACUCCCUGGACAUCAGCACGGAGGAGUUGGUCUGGUCGAGGGGCACGAAGGACAUACCGAUCUCCGCGUGUUCCCUACCCUGCGAGCCAGGUAUGAUAAAGAAGCAACAGGGUGACACUUGUUGCUGGGUAUGCGACCAGUGCGAGGAGUACGAGUUCGUCUACGACGAGUAUACCUGCAUGGACUGCGGACCGGGUUACUGGCCGCACGAGGACAAGAGGGGUUGCUACCAGCUGCCGAUCAACCACAUCAGAUGGAACAGCGCUUUCGCGAUCGCUCCGGCGGUGAUUUCGUGCCUUGGAAUCGUGGCCACCCUGACGGUUGCGUGUCUGCUCUUCCACCACAGGGAUACGCCGGUGGUGAGAGCGUCGGGUCGCGAGCUGACGAUCAUUCUGCUGGCCGGGGUGCUCGUUUGCUACUUGAACACGUUCCUCUUGCUCGCAACACCCACCACGGUCACCUGUAUCCUUCAGAGGUUCGGUGUGGGGGUGAGUUUUAGCGCCGUCUACGGUGCCCUGUUGACCAAGACCAACAGGAUCGCCAGAAUCUUCGACUCUGCAUCGAGGUCCGCCGUCAGACCCAGGUACAUCAGCCCUACGUCUCAGGUGUGCAUCGCUGCUGCUCUGAUCGCCUUGCAGAUCGUGUUGACGUUGGUGUGGAUGAUCAUCGAGCCACCUGGCACAAGAUUCUUCUAUCCGGAUCGCAAACAGGUGAUCCUCAAAUGCAACAUCCAAGACAUGAGCUUCCUCUUCUCUCAACUGUACAACGCGUUGCUGAUCCUCAUCUCGACGGUGUACGCGGUGAAGACACGCAAGAUCCCGGAAAACUUCAACGAGAGCAAGUUCAUCGGUUUCACCAUGUACACCACUUGCAUCAUUUGGCUGGCAUUCGUGCCGAUCUACUUUGGGACCGGAAACGCGCACGAAACACAAAUCACCACACUCUGCGUGGCGAUCAGCCUGAGUGCCUCUGUGACCCUGGUGUGCCUCUACUCGCCGAAGGUCUACAUAAUCGUCUUUCAACCGGACAAGAAUAUCCGAAGGAAGGUGACCAUGGGGGAUAAAUUUAAGAAACAAGGGAGCAGCGCCGGCACUUCUUCCAUUACUAAAUGUUGCGAGUUGACCAGCGAGAGUAUGCCCCUUCAAAGCGCCUUAACAGCAGCCGUGCAGACAUCCGUGGGCGUGACGGAGAUCUCCCUAGCCUCGAACACAUCGGCGAAAACUAAUAACGAGCAAGUGGCACAGCUAUAGAGAGAAUGCCCAGGAGAAGGAGAGAAAGGGGAGAA
Molecule: messenger RNA, 4878 nt
Organism: Osmia lignaria (orchard mason bee)
Lineage: Eukaryota; Metazoa; Arthropoda; Insecta; Hymenoptera; Megachilidae
Gene: mGluR
Product: metabotropic Glutamate Receptor
Biological process (GO): G protein-coupled receptor signaling pathway
Cellular component (GO): membrane
Molecular function (GO): G protein-coupled receptor activity
Source: RefSeq, a predicted model, not a curated record